UCGCGAUCCAAUUCCGGCGCCGGAGAAGACGCGCGCAGGCCCCACCCAGCCGCCUACAGGCGCUCCGCUCCCACAGACGGACAGCUUGGGCUCGACGGAUGAACAUGUGUGAGAAAGAUCAGAAUUUGCCAUGGGGAUACGACCUGUUCCGCGACCCUUUUGCUCCUCCCAACGGGUACUACGGGCCUCCUCCCGGUUACUGUGAUGGCCACUGUUGUGACCUCCAUCAUUACGGUAGAGCAUCACAUCCAGAUGAGACUCAGUUGCAUUCUUCUCAACUCGCAUAUGAUAUGUACAACCCAUCAGUAGGCAUCUACCAUCCUGGAAGCACCCAUGAGCACGAGCACGAGCACGAGACAGUAUAUGUAGAACCGUCUAGUUCCUCUCCAGACACAGGUGGUGACGGUUGUUUUGAGAUGGAGGAGGAAGUAGGGAAGAGGUUUUACCCCAUGGUCCCAGUUCCCCAUGUCCCCAAAAUUAAUGGAGAAAUCCCAUCAAUUGAUGAAGCCACUAUGGACCAUGAAAGGCUGACAGAAAGGUUGAGGCUGUAUGAGCUGGUUGAAAACAAGGUGAAAGGAGAUGGCAACUGUCAGUUCCGAGCACUAUCAGAUCAGCUUUACCAAAGUCCGGAUCACCAUGAAUUUGUGAGGUCGCAGAUAAUUAACCAGCUUAAAACUAACCGUGACGCCUAUGAUGGAUACGUUCCCAUGGCAUAUGAUGAUUACUUGGAGAAAGUUGCACGGAACGGUGAAUGGGGUGACCAUGUGACGCUGCAGGCUGCUGCUGACAAGUAUGGAGUAAAAAUCUUCGUGAUGACAUCGUUCAAGGAUACUUGCUACAUCGAGAUCCUGCCUAAGGUUCAGAAGUCCAACAAAGUGAUACUGUUGAGCUUCUGGGCGGAGGUGCACUACAACUCCAUACAUCCGCAGAACGGUGAGUAGGCGUGCCGUUGGCAUGCCGGGCCUUCACCGCCAACAUGCUCCGAGGUCGCAGACGACCAAGAGGAGAAGAUGGUGGCCGUUCUCGCAGCACCACCACCAUUGAUGGCGGGUUCAGCUCUCUUGGGGCUGGAUGGAUGUUCAGGAUCAGGUGGUGGUCCCGGUCCCGGCCAUCGUCCAGAUGAUACUACAAGGGACGUACGACAUUAUGAUUAAUAUAUAUAUACCCAGAGCGGAGCAGAAAGACCUGAUAAGGGAAUUAGUUGGGAUGAAUGAAAUGGAAUAAACAUGGGAUGGGAUGGGAAUCGUCGUCCCGUAUAUAGUUUAGAGUGGAGGCCGGUGAGCGCCAACUCAAACUCUUUGUAUUGUUGUUUAUAUCUACAAAUUUUGCCGGAACGAGGCUAGAAUUAUUGGGGAACAAUUAUGGUAAUAAUAAAUCGGUUAAGAAUUGAGAUGACCCAGCUGUUGGCAGAGCUCGGAUCAUCAUAUGACCAGAAUCAGAAUGGAUUCCCCAGUGCAUCUAGUUUUCCUCUGGAAGAACAGAACAACAUAAAAGAAAAACGUUGAACACUGAAGUGGGAAGCUGUAACCAGAAAUCUUAGAUUUGAGCCCAACUGCUCUUUUUGGAAGGCAAUAUCUAGUUUUUGGCCCAUGAGUCCAGGACAUUUUCAGAGGGCCCAUGAGUCAUUUCACAGGUGAACAACCAUUGUAGCCAUUAUACAUACAGAGUAGGCUGGUGUCUUAUUUU
Zea mays is the source of this 1686-nucleotide messenger RNA. RefSeq lists its product as uncharacterized. Gene Ontology annotation, biological process: protein deubiquitination. The record is from RefSeq and is marked provisional. NCBI's taxonomy places the organism in Eukaryota, Viridiplantae, Streptophyta, Magnoliopsida, Poales, Poaceae. Gene Ontology annotation, molecular function: cysteine-type deubiquitinase activity.